AUCUAGUACACUCCGACACAUUUCAAUUUCAAAAUGUAUUGCCUGCAAUGUUUGUUGCCAGUGCUACUUAUACCGAAGCCGACAAAUCCUGCGCUGAUGGAAACGCAUGUCAUGUUCAUCGUACUCUACCUAAUUGGCUUUUUUCUAGAACGUAAACCGUGCACCAUCUGUAGUUUAAUAUUUCUGACAGCCGUAUUCCUUAUUUGCUAUAGUGGUGUGGGAAAUUGUAUAUUCUGGGGCAAUUGCGAGGGACAUCAAUGUGAAAAUGGAUAGAAAAAUGCGAAGCUGCCAUUCUAAGCUAAAUGGAUACUCAAUGCAUAAUAAACUUAGCAUUAUUAAAUGCUAUCGUGCUAUAAACAACUUUGGGUGUCCCCUUAGUUAAGAAAUAUACAUAAACAUAUGUAUUUCUUUUCAUUAGAUAACUUGUAUUGUUUUGUUGUUUUAAAUGUUGCUGUGUUAUAGCGCUCUUAAAAUAAUUUCAAUAAUAAUAUCAUAAUUUUUAACGAAAAAAUCUAUAAGCUAUAUUAGUUGUAAUAAACGGGAUUAUGUGGAGUUAACGCUUUAUAUAAAUUAAUUUUCAAAUUUUUUCUAAAAAAAAACUAUCGCAUACGUGGAAACACGUAUGUAUGUUUACGCAUUAAUAUUUACAAAACAACUUCUAAUAGAUUUUCUUUAAAUUCUAAUUGUAUGUGUAUUUUUUACAAGCAAACGAAAGUUUAACUGAUAAGACAUUAGCUUAUCUCAAUUGGUUGGCUAUAGGGGUGUAUGAAAGACAAUGCAGAAGCAUAGCAUAAAAUUUGGCAUACUCCAGCAACAGUUAAAAUCAACGAAUCACAUUAAAAUGAAAAAAAAUCUCAAAGUAAAUUAUACUAUUUUUGGUAAAAAUAGGUAGCUAGAUUUGCAAAUUUGUAAACUUCUUUAUAUAUUUUCUUGUGUUUUACAAAAUGAAUAGUAAAAAGUUAUUAGUUAAUACAAAAGGGCUAGAUUUUUAAAAUUUUAAGUCAAAGUUGUAUGUUCUUCAGGGUACCUACAUAUAUAAAACUAGAAAUUUAAUUUAAGUGACAAUGUUAGGUUAUUUCUGCAACUCGCUUUAUUUAUAAUAAAUGCUCAAUGUCUAACCAUUUAUGAGCAAAAACAAUGUCUUUUAGAAGAAUAAAUAUUUUCAUUUUUAUUAUCUAAUGUUCUGAUUUUAAUUUAUCGUAAUGCUAAUUAUGUGUAUUAUGUAUUUUACAACAGAAAGGUUACUUCGAGGUACCCUUAUCAAGACCGAAAUUAUAAAAUAUAGUAACGCACAUUUUCUAUAUCGACAUUUAUUUAUUUACGUAACUAGAAAUAAUUUAAUUUAACGACUAUUUUACAUGAAUACAUAUAACGAAUAAAAUACAUUUAAAAUA
Messenger RNA from Bactrocera dorsalis (oriental fruit fly), 1394 nucleotides. RefSeq names its product bladder cancer-associated protein (gene bc10). The record is from RefSeq and is a predicted model, not a curated record. The transcript has a single exon. Bases 34 to 273 code for a protein of 79 amino acids. Lineage: Eukaryota; Metazoa; Arthropoda; Insecta; Diptera; Tephritidae.